This is a messenger RNA of Vigna radiata var. radiata (mung bean), 1666 nucleotides long. RefSeq lists its product as uncharacterized. Bases 335 to 1213 code for a protein of 292 amino acids. The transcript has 9 exons. Gene Ontology annotation, molecular function: acyltransferase activity, transferring groups other than amino-acyl groups. The record is from RefSeq and is a predicted model, not a curated record. Lineage: Eukaryota; Viridiplantae; Streptophyta; Magnoliopsida; Fabales; Fabaceae.
CCAGUCAUAGCAUACCCCACCACACAUCUUCCAAUACUCAUCAAUCCAAAACUGAGUCUUUGGCUUAGAAGCACCAUCAAAUUGUCCUCUCCUCACCACUAAUGCCAAUUCUCAAACUUUGAGAAACAAGAAGCACAAACAUGUAAUUUUCAACUUUCAAUUCAAACCACAAUUCUUCACUUCUCUCUUUCAUUUCAGUUUUCUUACGUGUUGCAUCAGUGCCAUAUUGAAACAUCAAAAGGGUUUCUUCCUUUUGAACCCUUAGACUUAAAGAUUUUUUUUUUCUUUUCAUUCUUUUGGGGUUUUCAUAAGCCCUUGAAUCUAGAGGAGAAACAUGUCUCCCAUGUCAACUGUUCCAAUUCAUAGACCUGAAUUUGGGACCUUAUUCUUUAAUGGGACUCCAAGCCCUUAUAAAUGUUUGAGAGUUACCUCCUCAUGGACUAUGGCCAUGGAUUCAAAAUUUUCUCCGAUAAAGAAGAAUAGUAUUAAUAAUGAUUAUAGUAUGAAGAAUAAGGAAGAACUCUCUAUGCAGCUUUCAACUCCACCCAUUUCCAAAGUGGAAACUUCAAACUCCAACGAUCUCCAAUUUGAUCGGUUGCAGCCAUCGGAUCAAGAAUUGGGUCGAGUAAAUAGGUUUGAGUUUGGGCAAUUUGUUGCACGAGAAGCUGUGCUUGAUGAAGAGUAUUGGACAGCAGCAUGGUUGAGAGCAGAAAGUCACUGGGAGAAUCGAUCAUAUGAAAGAUAUGUUGAUAACUACAAAAGGAAAUUUGCUGAGCAGGAAUUUCAUGCAUUAAAGAGACGGUGCAAGGUGCAAAACGGUGAUAGCUGCGCAUGCAUCAUCACGGUGAGGAAGGAGCAGAAAAAUGCAAAACACUCAAUAUUAAAAAGUGUUGUGGGAACCCUUGAUUUGAACAUCCGAUAUUUGCUUCAAGGGGAGACUUACCCUGGGGAACGGGUAAAGGCUCCCAUUUUUUGCUGCAUCAACAGAACACCACCAAACAGAUAUGGAUACAUUGCAAACCUGUGCGUUAUCAAAUCAGCUCGGCGCCAGGGGAUUGCAAGCAACAUGUUGUCUUUUGCUAUUGGAGCUGCAAAAUCUAACGCAGGUGUGACACAGGUGUAUGUGCAUGUGGACAAAAAUAAUAGUCCUGCACAAAUAUUAUACCAAAAGAUGGGUUUUGAGGACAAUUUAGGAGAGAGGAUAUUCUUUUAAUGAUGAAAUUGACGGUUCAUUCAUGAUGUAUUUUUUCUACUUGUGAGAGCAAUAACUGGCAGUUUCCAUGCUCUUCUCAGAUGGUUGAAAUGGCAAACUCCCAGUUGGUGGAACAAACAUACUUACUGCGAUUACAGACAUAAAAUACUAAGGAUAGCUUCGGAAAAGUUGUGAAUUUCAGAAUUUAAGUAGAUCCUGUAACCAUCAUAGAGGUGUAAGAUGUAAAUGCAUGUAGGUGUCCAUGUUUGUACCUAACUAAGGUAACAAAUUUCCAUUAUUUCUCCCACUUAAUUUUCAAUGUGUGGAUAUUUGAUUAUGUAGCUUGUAUAGGUAUCAUAUAUUCUUCCUCAAAUUAUAUGUAUUGGAGAGAAAGAAAAUUUGGGGGUAAUUUAAAAAACAAACUCAGAUGUAUUGGAUUUGAAAAGGGUGAAGUUAUUUCUUAUUGCAACAUUA